AUGUCUAUCAGUUGGGGAGCGCAAUAUCCAAAGCUGAAGACCAAUCUUCGGCUUGCAAUUAACCGUUUGAAACUCAUGGGUAAGAAGAAAACAGAGAUGGCACUGAAGGCUCGCACGGAAAUUGCUGAAUAUAUAGCAGCAAACAAAGCCGAUCGCGCUCGGAUACGAGUUGAGCACAUCAUUCGCGAAGAUUACCUUGUUGAAGCAUUUGAAAUACUUGAAAUGUACUGUGAUCUUCUCCUCGCUAGAUUUGGACUCAUAGAACAGAUGAAAACGCUAGAUGAUGGUAUUGCCGAAGCGGUCAUUAGCAUCAUGUGGGCAGCCCCAAGACUUGCAACCGACAUCGCUGAAUUUAAGGUAAGCAAUAUUAACCAUCUUUGA
Messenger RNA from Strongylus vulgaris, 381 nucleotides. Lineage: Eukaryota; Metazoa; Nematoda; Chromadorea; Rhabditida; Strongylidae. The record is from the annotation of a GenBank genome assembly.